AUUUCUGUUCACAGCAGGAGACAUCAAAGGUUUAUUAAAAUCAUUCUCUCUCUUUUAUCCCAUGUGACUGCUGUAUAGUAGGGAUAAUUAUUUUGGGCCUAGCUCUGCCACCCUUGCGUGUAUUGAACACUUCCCUUGCUCCUCAAGUAGUCCCAGUAAACUCAGGGGGACUGCUUGCAGAGUGCUGUUCGACUCAGUGGAAUUAAGGGUGGCAGCUUCGAGCCCUUUGUAUGCAGUAGUGGUGUGGCAAUUGCUAAUGGAUGGCUGACUGCCCUGAAUGCAUCACGUCUUCCUAAGGUGUGGGUUUCACGUUUCCCAUGCAGGACAGACAACUACCUCCUGUCUCCAGACCUGUGUGGGGAGGGGACAGGGUGGAACUUGCAUCACACCCCGCAUCCCCAUGACCAACCCAGCUGAGGCUCCAAGUACAGUAUUCUCAUGACAAAGAAGCUGUGUGUUGCUAUUUGGGGGUAGUGAAGUGGGUGGAGUUAGAAAGCAGCCAUUUGGCAGGGAAGUAGCCUUGCCCUGUUCUGAGGAGAAUCCCUUUGAAUUUGGCAAGUGAGGAGGCUUUGAGGAUCAGAUUUCACACAGGAUCAGUAGAUGGUUUUAUCAAUAGGCAUGUAACAAGGAUCACCUGAUGUACUAAUGGGAGUUAGCUUUCACAGCACAUACAACAGUAACCAGUAGGUGGUCAAAGCAUCCCUGUUCAGGAAAGCACUUAAGCCCUUGCUGAACUUUACAACUGGGGCUUAAGUACUUUCCUGAAUGAGGCAAAGCUAUUCUGAACCUGCCUGGCCUCAUUCUUUGUCUCCCUUGCUGCACCGUAUAGUGAGGCCAACAUUUUCAUACAUGGGUGCCAACAGCGAGGCACCUGAACCCAGGUUUGUUUAUCAUUAUCAUUCUCUGUAUUACCGUUGCGCCUAGGCGUUCCAGUUGCAGACCAAGACCCCAUGGGGCUGGGUACUGGACAUGCAGCACAAAGAGACAGCCCGGCUGCAAGGAGUUGACAGUCUACGGCAAGAGACAGUAGAUGGGUACAGACAGGGGAGCACAAGGAAACGGAGAGACAGGACUGGUCAGCAGGAUGAACUGGGGUCUCAGCACAACAGCCGGCUGCAUGGGCACCUAAUUCAGCAGCCUGGUUUUCCAGCACCCGUUGACAACAGUCAAAUUCCUUCGAUUAGAUUUGCUUAGACUGUAAAUUCUCUGGGAGCGGGAGCAGUAAUAUCAGAGUUACUCCAAAUACACACUGAAGGGAGAGGACAGUCAGGCCCGGUGUGCACAGGACAGAUGACGUAGGGGAACGAGGCGCUCAGUGAACAGUGAGGGUGAAGAGAAUUUCUUGGAAAGCACUGAUUACAACCAGUGGAUUUAUUUUUAACCAGUGUAAAAAUCCAUUUCCCCCAACGACGAUCACUGAGUAGUUGCCUUCCUCUUUGCUUCUGUUGGAAGAAGUUAUUUAAACAGAAAUGUCUCGCCACUCCCUCGCUCACUGGGCACUGUCUAACCGUGUCCGGGCCGGGAGUGUGCAGUAGCGGAAGCACACGAGCGUUUAAGGAAAGCCCCUCUCUCAGUGCGAGCACACAGUGGAGGCUGUGGGCUUUGCCAUCUCCUGGGCGUCACUGCAAUUGGAAUGCUUUUUGAACACAGGUUUUCUUAGGGAAUCUGAAUGUAUAAAAAGAACCAUUCACACAUUUCAGGCACGUCCACGGGGAUGUUAAGAUAUACGUGGUCUGGCCUUCAGAGGGGCUGAACCCCAGCAGUUCCCAUCGACUUCUGCACCUCAGAAAAGCACUCCUGACGGGGCAGCUAAAAGCAGUUAAAGGCCAAGGAGGGCCCAUUACUUACCCUGACCCCUCACCUUCUGUAAAGGGGGGUUAGGGGCUCCAGCUGCUUUUUCACUAUCUCCAUAUUUACACCGAUGAUGAUUUCAGCAUAGCUGGCAACAUGUGGAAAUUUUAGAUGCAUUCCAGGGGAAUAUGAAAAAUAUUCUUGCUGCAUGUACAUAGGGCCUUUUGGGACACCAGAGCUGCUGAAAAUGUGACACACCCCUCUCCCUGCUUUGACCAGCCUUUGUUCUCUGGCCCUUUUUUCCCUUCCUGUCCUCUUUUCUCAUAGGAAGGGCAGGAUUUGUAAGGGCGUUUCAGAGCAACACAGAACCCCUGCAGGCUAGGAGUGGCAGGCAAAAGAGCAGAUGGGUUUUCCAUCCAGGGACGUUUUUAAAGAUGGGCAGUUGUGUAAAUCAACCAUGUAUCAACUAUCCUGAAAUAUAUCUGCACUUGUUCCGAGUCACUGGCUGCACCACUUCUUCAUUACAGGGUCACCCUGUGUCCCGAAGAUGAAUGUCAUCAUCUCAGUAUAUGUGACAUGCUCCCGGUGUAUAUUUUCCAGUGGGAGAAAUGUGUCAAUCAACAGGAACACACUGGGAAGUUUUUGAGGCCUUCCUAUCCUUGUAUUCCAGUCAGCCAUGAGAUAAUGAGCAUUCUCCGCAGGGCUUCCAUAUCUGCCAUUUCUCUCAUUGUGCAGUCAGUGUAUUCGGAGCAAAAAUAAACCAAUUCAUCAUGGGACUGGAUGCUUCAGGCGACUGGUGGUGAGAGAUGGGACCUUUCACAUCUAAGACACCGUCCAUGGCAGUAGUAGCUGAAAGCUGGUACCUUCUGGUGGGUGCUCAGUAGUCCAUGUGGAAUAAGGCUGUAGUCUCAAUCUAGUUCCUGGUGGAAACUUGUCUGCAUCAUAAAACCAUCACCGUAGUCAGCACAAAUCAACACCUGUGUUGGCAGAUAGUAGAAGGGCUAAGGAACAGAUGGGUAAAGAGGCACCUGUCAUCCCUACAGGCCAGGCCAUGGGCUACCGUAGGGGAAUCUCCACCGCCACUCCUUGUGUUGGACUUGGUCUGUGGAGCGAGGGCGUGAGUCUCCAAGUCCCUCAACCUGGCACAUUUCAUGAAUGCUAAAAACAAACAAAAAAAACCCUGUCCAUCACCCUUGAGCAAAAGACGAAGGGACUGUUUAACAACUCGGUUCAUCUCCAGCAGCUGUUUACAUUGUGGCUGGAUUCAGAAAAACCCCACUCAAAAGCUUUUCCUGUACAGCUGUGGGCAGGAAAUUCUUAUGGAAACUGCAGGGAUCCUGGUACAUUUGGCUGGCUGCAUGAAAAUCUUUGCCUGUUUGCAUCUUAAAUAAGUACAUUUUAAACAAGGAAGUUGCCAGUUCCUGGCUUGCCUGCAGGCUGAAUGCUUCCAUCUGUAAAACUCGCUGAAAGUCACUGAGCAGCAUGAGAAACUUACACAUUUCCACCAGUGCUCAUGGAGGCAUUUCUGCAGGGCACCCUGCCGAGACUUCAGAGCUGAGUCAGAAGGGGCUGUAUCUGAGAUCUGCCCUUAAAGGUCACCAGGAGCAAUGUUUUUCGGUGAUAAGGCCAGCAGUGAGGGGGAUGUGAUCUUAAUCUAGAGAUGCAAAGCAGCCUCACAGAGCCGAUAAUUUAAGAGGCAGGGCACAGAUGUAUAACUGCACAACAGGGGUACUGAGUUCUGGGAAAUAAGUAGAAACCAGUUUUUAAACGUCUCACUUUUUGUUUUGUUAAUUUAAUCUAGGUUUUUGUCCUGUCAAACGUGGUAAGUAAAAUGGCUGCAUUUAUUUUGCCAGGUGGAAAACCAAAUGAAUGCAUCUCAGAAGCCAACUGGAGCCGGUCCUGCGUGUACCAUUUUUGCUGGGUUAGUGGGUUUCCGGGAUCAAUAGAUUUUUAUUGGGUAGUUCCUACGUAAUCGUUAAAUCUUUCCUGACACUCAGAAUGAGCCCGAAACGUGAUAAAGCUCAAGGGGACAUUCAGCCAAGUAGAUCAAUUGUUUGGACGAAUGCUCUUAACCCUCUCAGUCUGAAUAGAGACGGCUUGGUGCCCUGGGUUGGCUUUCCUAACUGCAGCCUUUCAAUUCCAACUUCAGUCGGAUGACAGGUGGAAGCACACCACAGGCCUGUCUACAUACAGGAGUUACGCUGGUUUAUCUAAAGAGGGGUUUUAAACUGAUCAAUUCAUAGGCUAGGGCUUCACUGCCAAAAAGGUGUGUUUCUACCACAAGAGAGCGAGCCCACAUUAGCCGUCUCCCUGCAAAAUCCUCAUGGAGACAAGGCAGAGGCCGAUUCUCUUAAAACCGUUUUUAACAGCCUGUCACAGUGUGACCGGCCCUUUAAGGGAAGAUGAACCCAGCCCCACCUGUCACUGAUCAGCUCGCUGCCUCCUAGAUGAAGCUGUGGGGCUAGGGAUCAGGUGAUCCCCUAGGAGCACCUGGGUCUUAUAAAGGCCAGUGAGCGCUCAGCUGAGCCAGAGAACGGCAGGUAGCAGAUUGUUGAAGCAGAGGAAAGAUUCCUGCUAGUAAGUGAUCCCCAGGCAGAUGACCUUGUGAGCAAGAACUGUAGGUGUCCUGGGGUCCAAGCAAGGACUGGAGGGGCUGAGAGGUGAGGGGAAAAUCUUUGGGCAUUUGAGCCUAUGUGGGGCAGAGGACCUGCUUUAUUGGGUAUUUUGCUUGUGUGUUCAGUUUAACUAGUAAACUGUGCUCUGAGGCAUGGCCUGAUGCAAACUCUGGCACGGCAAUGAUCCUUUGGUUGCUGGUAAGGCUGCUUACGCGGCCCUGUAUGUGAACAAGCUGCUCUGUGCUUUGCAUCGUCCCUGCAUGAGAAGCUGUCUCUGUCAAAGCUCAGCUGUGAGACUGUUUAAUUUGGUGGUCUGCAGUCUCAACUGCUGCUCAUGGAGACAACAUCCUCUCCCUCUAACCUCAAGGAAGUCUCUACAGUGACAAACCAGCAAGCCGGGCUCCCUCCGGCUCAGCCAGCAUAGAAGCAGCAGUGAGAGUUUAAAAGAGGCAUCUCCUGGGUCUUGUGAAAUGCUGAGCCUCCCUUAAGGACAUAUAAAGAGAUGUUGCACCCUGAUUCCACUAAUAGAGACACUCCGUAAAUGGAGCAAUUUAGUAAACGCUUUCCCUCUAAACGAGCUUAGUGGCAGAUCCCUCGGAAGUAUCCAUCACACCAUAGGCCCGCUCUGAUAAGCGACUCUAGAAAUGGCACCAUGGGGCUCUGGGUUUAUUGUCCAUGGUUUCCGUAAUAAAUGUGCUGAGUUGAAAAGUAAGAUUGCUAGCCCUGCCCGCUGAACCUUGCCUGGCAGAGUCAAGCUGGGUUCUUUCCUUCUUGCGCAUCAUCACCAUCACCAAUAAAGAUGCCACCCAAAUUGUCUGCCCUUUGUUACAUCCGUGCACCCCUCCUGCCUUCAAUAAGCAGGCUGGACUUUACUACAUCGCUCUGUGGGUGAUGCAUGAGAUGGGACAGAUUCCAGCUGAGUGGCCGCUGCAGGGAUAAAGUACAACAAUUGCUUAUUUUUGUAGCUGAACUGAGCAGAUCUGACUCUGAGUUCACACAGGGAGCCGGUGUAGGAGGCAAGAAGGAGCCCCAUUUUAAGGCUCCUUUCCCCCUGCUUUAAACCCACCAGUCAAGGCUCUGUUUUAAACAUGCCAUCCUUCCUGUUGGAGGACUGGGCAAAGGAUUCGCUCUGGAGCGUCUCAUUUCUGCGCCUUACUCUGCCAGGGUGCCUGUUGAUGAAUUACAGAAGACGCACCCUUUGCCUCUUAGAUUGCUGUCAGGGUGGUGCCUCCCACAGCUCCCCCAGUUUAUGCUGGCCUGAGGCGUGAGAGCAGAAGCUAGAUUCUGAUCUCCGUUCCCUUGGUUCAGUGUGAAUACAAAGUUCCUUCGUCCGGGUCGUGGAGCGCACUCUGCCCUCACACCAGCGUAACUGGGAUCAGUACAUGCCCCAGGGACCAUGUGGCACAGCCCAGUCUCUAGAGUGGCAGUGCUAAGCCGUGGGCUGGCCCUACCAUUUUCAAACCGCUCUUUGAUGGGAAUGAAAGAAGAUCCCUUCCCCACGCCCCCGUGCAGGCUGAGAGCGUCUCACCAGCUGGCUGCACAUGGCAAACGGGCACUGAAUACCGGCCCGGGCUGCUGGUCUCUAUUUGGAUGGGGGGGAUUGCACACCUAGUGCUAAUCUGAACAGAAGAGUUUGGGGAUUUUCAUGCUUCCUGGUCCUGUCGCCAAGCCCCAGACCGCUCGCUGAGCUACCCUGGGGCACCAGGUACCGUGCAGCGGGUCUUAAACUGGCUGGCUUUAGCCUCCUCCCUGCGCGCGGCUGGAGACGCCACGGCAACGGUGAGCGAACAGUGGCUGCUUAUGCAGCCGCAGAACCCUGCCAGCUCCCAGGGUGCCCUGCUCCGUGGCCUGGCCGAGGCGCCCAGUGACUUCAGGGAGCCAGGGCUUGCGAGGCCAAGCGACCCCCACCUUCUCGCUGUGUAAAGCAGCUGCCGAGAGGAGACCAAUGCAGAGGAGACCGGGGCCAAGGCGGGCGGCGGGGGAAAGGGGUCCAGGCCGCACGGGUCCAUCUCUUUGCCGGGGCAGCAGGACGAGAGGCCUGGUGCUGCUAUGGCUGUGCAUUUCCCGCUCCCCGGCAGCUGGAUGUGGUACACAGAUGAACUUGACACCAUCUAGUUCCACGCAGGCGUUUGCAGCUGUGGGGGAAUUCCCCUGGGUGGUGUCAAUACAGGACCUACAGCACAACCACCUGGCCUUUGGCUCCAUCCUGAGCGAGCACUGGAUCCUGAGCGCUGCAUCCAGCUUUCAGACAAGGCAUCCGGCUUUUGCCGGGGUUCGUAUAACGGAUCUGAACGUGCAGAGGAAGACCCAGCCCCAGUACUCCAUCAGCACCAUCAUUCCCCAUGAAGACUUCAACGAAAUCACGCUGGACAAGAACAUUGCCCUGCUGAAGACGGCCACCCCAGUAGAGUUCAGUGAUGCUGUUCAGCCCAUCUGCUUCCCCAGCAGGAACCUCACUGCAGCCACCCUGGAGAACUGCUGGGUGUCCGGGUGGCUACACCCCACGGCAGGAAGACGCGCAGCAGCAAGCUUUCUAAGGAAGCUCUCAGUCGUGGAUGUGGAUCCCUGCCCCUUGAAGAGAAUCGUUACCACCGAGUGCAGCAGCCACAGGGACUCCGACAAUGUGACUGGCUGUUUGGGGGACCCAGGAAACCCAGUCAUGUGCCAGGCUAAGGGAACUGGAGACUGGGUUCUGAAUGGAGUGCUGAGUCAGGGCGGCAUGAGAUGCUAUGGACCGUUUCUCUACACCAAAGUGGCCUAUUACAGCGACUGGAUUUCAGCCACAACAGCUGAUGCAGGAGUCCCCGUAUAUCCCACUUUUGCCAGAGGGCGCUCCGCUUUCCAAGCGCCGGCUGAGGAUUUGGAAGGUUCGUUUGAGCCAGCAGAGAAGGUGUUUCAAUCCUCAGUCAUCUCAGAAGCUGGGGCUGACCACGGCCAACCCAAGCAGCGACCGAAGGACAUCAAGCCCGCCCAGGAAGGGCUAGCCAGGGCUCACACCAAGUCUGACCCAGUGUACUAUGACUACUACAGUGGGGAAAUGCUCCCCAUUUCUAAGGGGAGCUUACGUCAGCCGCAGAUCCUCACGGAAAUGAGUGCUAUUUUCCUUCUGCUCGGGCUCCUCUUUUACUAG
Chelonia mydas (Green sea turtle) is the source of this 7536-nucleotide messenger RNA. RefSeq names its product serine protease 54 (gene PRSS54). The record is from RefSeq and is a predicted model, not a curated record. Gene Ontology annotation, molecular function: serine-type endopeptidase activity. Bases 6352 to 7536 code for a protein of 394 amino acids. The transcript has 6 exons. Gene Ontology annotation, biological process: proteolysis. NCBI's taxonomy places the organism in Eukaryota, Metazoa, Chordata, Testudines, Cheloniidae.